ACGCCUUUUGGGGCGACUAACGGAGCGAGCGAGAGGGGACGCAGUGGGCGGAGCUUGGAGGCUGUGUGCGGUCCGACCGCACACAGGGCCCGUGAACAGCCCUUGAUGACUUGAUACAACUUUGAAUUACAGGCGAGGGACUGCCAAUUGUGGAAAAUCGUCCUCCUCGGAGACGGGUAGCUGGUCAGUGAUCAAUUGGCCGGCGUGAUGGCUGGAACGGUGCCCGACGGUGGCGACUCAGGCCGGCGCAGCACGCGCAAACAGUGGACCAUUCACGAGGGUCCUCAGUCCUCGCUGCGCCGACUGCGCAGCAACUUGGCAGAGGACGGCUGCGUGGAGUCGCAGGUUGUGAUGGCCAAACAGCUGCUGGACGCGCCCGCCGCCCCUUCCGAAGCAAAACAAAACUACGUGCAGGCCGUCUACUAUCUCACCAAGGCCUCUGAGCAGGGCAACGUGGAGGCAACCGACCUUCUGCGCGAAUGUUUUGAACAAAGCCGGGGCAUUAACGACCAGAACUACAUUGACGUGAAAAACUGUCUGGACAUGACGCAGGAGGAGAAGCUGUCGCGUCGCGCGGCUCGCGAGCUGUUCAGCACCAUGGCUGACGGACAGGACUUCAUCACCACGGCGCAGCUGCGCAGUCGCCUGCAGCGGCUCACCAGCCAGGAGCGGCGCGAUCUGGAGGCCGAGCCAGCCGCAGCCGCUGGAGAGGCUGGGGACGACGACGGCGACGGUGGUGGCGAUGGUGCGGCUGCCGCCGCGGCUCCGGCAGCCGAUACGGCCGAUGCUCCGCGCUCUGUGUCGUUUCUGAGCCGCGUCGGCGGUGAAAAGCUCUCCGAAGACUCUUUGGUGGCGGCGGCGGCCAACUUUGUCAAUGGUGACCUGCCCACCAUCAACAAGUUCCUCAAGGUGAGCGAUGACGAGACGGCCUUCCGGGAGAUGUCGCUGCUGGAGAAAGUCAUGUUCCACCCAGUACGUUCGGUCAGCUACGGCUACCACAAGAUGAUUGAGACGAUGUCGGAGCGCGGCAACGCCUUCCUGCUGUCGCUGAUCCCCACCACGCAGCUGAAGACGAUCCUGGUCGUGUUCCUGGUGUCGUUUGUCGAUAUGCGAAUGCUGCGCUUCAUCCUUCCGGUGAUGGUGCUGUACGCGGCGCUGUUCGUCAUGGUCGUCUCCACCCUGCAGAUGCUACAGCUACACGAGGACCUCGGUAACUUCCGCAUCUGGUCUCAGGUGAUGAAGAUCAUCAAGGACGACUUGAACACACAGCUAGCCGAGGCCAAGUUCUGCUGGAAGAACCUGUAUCCGUACCUGCGCUUCUUUGCGGCGAUGGCGGCGGCGGUGACGGCGCUACACUACACGGCAGCCAGCAUGGUGCUCAACUCGGAGAUCACGGCGCUGGCCGCGCUGAUGACAGCCAUCACCUUCAUCUCGCUGAGCGAGCGCCACCAGCGGCUGGCCUGGCUGUCGAUGACGCUGCACCUGGUGAUGGCCGGCCUGCACCUGUUCCCGACGCUGCGACCGGCCACCGCCGCCAGUCUCCAGCUGGCGCCCGGCCUCUUCCUCGACUUCUCGCUGCUGGCCAUCCUGCAGCUGGCCACGCUCGGCUGCUACGCCACGAUGGCGGCCCAGGAGCGGUGGCGCGGCACCUACAAGGUGCUGAUCCCGCACCUGGCCUCGGUGGUCUGGUUCCAGAUGGCCAUGCUGUUCGCGGGGGACGCCAGCACGGGCGGCGUGCUGCGCGCGGUCGGCACCUUCUUCGGCACGGUGUUCGCGCUGCCCAUCAUAGGCGGCUUUCUGCUGCUGUUCCCGGCGCUGGCGCUGGGCCGCCACCUGUACCAGGCCGGCUUCCUGCUGCAGGCGGUGGUCACGGUGGCGCUGCUGGCGCUGCCGUUCGGCCUGGCCUUCCUGCGCAGCCGGCACGCCUCGCUGACGCGGCUCGUCUCGUCGUACCAGGUGGUGGUGCUGGCGCUGGGCCUGCUCUCGCUGCUGCCGGCCGUGCACAUCACCUACCUGACGGCGCCGCCGCCGACGGACGCGGCCGCGCUGCCCUGGCAGCAGUACUACAACGUGUGCCACCGGCCGGCUCUGGACGCGGCCACCCAGGCGCAGGUGCAGCACGGCUGCCAGCUGCUCGAGGGCGCCACUGUCCAGUGGCAGGGCACCGUGGCCGACGUGCGCGUCCAGUCGGCCGAGAACAAGCUGCAGUCGCUGAUCAGCUUCCUGCCGGUGGGCCUCCAGCAGACGCUGGCCUGCGUGUACGGCCGGCCCAUCGGCGACUGCAACGCCGAGCUGAUGGACGAGGUCGGCUUCAGCCGCUGCAAGACCGCGCACGCCGUCAUGACCUCACGCUGCACGCUGCGCGCCUGGAACCGCUACCAGUUCCACAUCGUGGUGCACAUGCCGACCGGCUACCUGAACGUCAGUCCCGCGGAGGUCUACCUGUCUGCCGACAACCAGUUCCAGGCGUUCGGCCUCAACCUGCGCGUCGGCGACCGGCUCGAGUUCCGCGGUCAGCUGAGCGCCGGCCUGGGCACGGCGCGGCCGCAGCUGACGCUCACCGGUCUGCAGUGCCUCAGCUGCCACCAGGAGAUCGCGCCCAUACUGGAGGUCACACAGCGCGACGUGGUCAACGAGCUGGUCUCCAGCGCCGGUGCCCUGUUCAACUUUAUCGCCUCGCCGCUGCUGCGGUACGACGGCGAGCCGGCGCCGCCGGCGGUCGACACGUGAUCGGACUGGUAAAACUCGGCGCACCUGAAUAAAUGACACGGCUCGACGUAAACGAUGAAAGUCAUCUGCAAGCAACCAUUUUUGGGGUGUAAUCCGUUGAGUUUUAGGAUAUCAAACGGUUAAAGUAAUCUGCAAACACCCAUUUUGGGGUGUAAUCCGUUGGAGUGUAGUAUAUCAGGGCUGUGCAUUGCCCUGCUGAGGUAAAAACAUUUGUGUGUGAAACUCAGUCGCUUUCUUCAGAGGUGCUUCGCGUUGGCUGGCGGACUAUUAUAAUGCUUUCCGUGAGUUUCACUGCGGUAAUGUAAUGGGCAUAGCCGGUAACCUGCCGCGUCUGUCGGUCACGCACGUGCAGCUUCCUGUCGGCGCCGCGGACUGUUCGCUAGCUCCUCCCCACAUCGUCCGCUCGCGUGCACUAGUCAGCUGUGAGCCUCCAGCGCCAGAUUCUCUGUCGUGCAAUGUGCACAAACGCGGCCACUAUUCUGCCUGUCGCGGCCAGAUACUGUAACUUGAUCGUUGACUGUCCAGCGGGAGUAAUUAGGGAUGAGUAACCGUCACUAAUGCAGCUUUAUGGUUAGGGUAUUGAUGGGGUAUCACGGUGAAGCGUGCCCUGUUUCGGAUGCCUUCAUGUAAAUAUGCGUGUGUUAAUGCCUCAGGCAUCGGAUUGAACGAGUAACACCCGACUCGACUAGCUUUACUCAGUUGUGGUUAUAACCAAGAUCUGUUUACUUUUUAACCGUGUACCAUAGAGAUAUUGAGCACAUUCACAACCUCGGUUGAUGGUACUGUAGGCUGCAUGAACCAGUGCUCUGCUUGCUGUCUCUAUGUGCUUAUUGUUGUUUCAAUGCUUUGCUUUGCUUUUUGACACCGAGAGCGUUAUCGUCCAUGAAAAAUGGCAAAAGAAGGCCUUAUAUUGUUCUUGUGACGAGCUCAUGGUAUCGCACUUAUGAAACUUUGUUGUGUGAAAGUUUAUAGGGUUUGGAACCCAAUAGAAAGUCGUAGUGAUGAUUUUCUAGUCUAACAAAGUAAUAAAUUUCUGAUACAUGC
Amphibalanus amphitrite is the source of this 3774-nucleotide messenger RNA. RefSeq names its product wolframin-like. Gene Ontology annotation, biological process: calcium ion homeostasis; endoplasmic reticulum unfolded protein response. The record is from RefSeq and is a predicted model, not a curated record. Gene Ontology annotation, cellular component: endoplasmic reticulum membrane. The coding region runs from base 208 to 2730 and encodes 840 amino acids. The transcript is spliced from 3 exons. Gene Ontology annotation, molecular function: protein binding. Lineage: Eukaryota; Metazoa; Arthropoda; Thecostraca; Balanomorpha; Balanidae.